Messenger RNA from Prunus armeniaca (apricot), 2016 nucleotides. Lineage: Eukaryota; Viridiplantae; Streptophyta; Magnoliopsida; Rosales; Rosaceae. The record is from the annotation of a GenBank genome assembly.
AUGGCAGCUUUCAGUUGGGUUUUUUUCAGUCCAACAGCUGGUGACACCAAGAACCGCUUCUUGGGGAUUUGGUGCAAGAAUUCAUCAGUCUCAUCAGCCACAACUGUUACUUGGGUUGCAAAUCAGCACAACCCCAUCAAUGGUUCAUCAGGCCUUCUGAUGAUCAACAGCUCCGGAAAUGUUGUCCUUCUAAGUCAAAAUAGCACUGUUGUUUGGUCAAUAGCUUUGUCCAAGCAACCCCGGAAUCCGAUUUUGCAGCUCUUGGAUUCUGGCAAACUUGUCCUAAGAGAAGCCCGAGAUGGGAAUUCAAGGAACUACUUGUGGCAAAGCUUGCAGUGGGACGAGAAGGCCGGUCUUUACCGGAGUCUAUUGGCUUCGAGUUCAAGUGACGUCUGUGACAAUUAUGCCCGUUGUGGCCCCUAUGGGAUGUGUGACAUUAGCAACUCAGAAGUUUGCAGCUGUUUAAAAGGGUUUCAACCCAAAGAUCCUGGAAAUUGGAACUAUGCAGACAACUCCGGAGGUUGUGAGCGUAUUACACCAUUCGUGUGCCAAAAUGGAGAUGGGUUUAAGAAAUAUGGUGGGGUGAAGCUGCCAGAUACAACACAUUCUUGGGUCAACCGAAGUAUGAGCCUCAAAGAAUGCAGGGCAAGUUGCUUGAACAACUGUUCUUGUACGGCUUAUGCAAUCUCUAAUGUCAAAGGGGGCAGUAGCUGCACUAUCUGGUUUGGUGAUCUUAUCAGCCUUAGGAAGCUUCUUGAUGAAGGGCAGGAUCUAUAUGUUCGAAUGCCUGCUUCGGAAUCAGACACAGACCAUUCGCGUAAGACAAAGAUAAUAGUGAUAGCUGUAGCCGCAGUAUCCAUUGUUUCCGGGAUGUUCUUAGCUGUCUAUUGUAUUCACAGAAGGAGGAGAAAGCUCAAAGAGAAACUGCGGAAAGAUGGAAUGAUGGGUCAGAACAAUGAAGGACAGAAGGAAGACCUGGAGCUACCAUCCUUUAGCUUGCCAACAUUAAUCACAGCCACUGAUAACUUUUCGUUCAACAUGAAGCUUGGAGAAGGUGGUUUUGGAUCCGUGUACAAGGGUAGACUAGUAGAUGGGCAAGAGAUUGCAGUGAAGAGGCUCUCCCAAAGUUCUAGGCAAGGAAUUGCCGAAUUCAAAAAUGAAGUUAUACUAAUAGCCAAGCUUCAGCACCGAAAUCUUGUAAAGCUUCUUGGCUACUGCAUUCAGGGAGAAGAAAGAUUGCUCAUUUAUGAAUAUAUGCCCAACAAAAGCUUGGACUUCUACAUUUUUGAUCAAACUCAAGGUAGACUGUUAGAUUGGUCUCAACGCUUCCACAUUAUCUGUGGGAUUGCAAGGGGUCUUCUCUAUCUGCAUCAAGAUUCCAGACUGAGGAUUAUUCAUAGAGAUCUUAAAGCAAGCAAUGUGUUGCUUGAUAAAGAGAUGAACCCAAAAAUCUCAGACUUUGGCAUGGCUAGAAUAUUUGGAGGAGAUCAGACUGAAGGAGUUACAAAGAAAGUUGUUGGAACCUAUGGUUAUAUGGCACCAGAAUACGCCAUUGAUGGUCAAUUCUCCGUAAAAUCCGAUGUUUUUAGCUUUGGUGUUUUAUUAUUGGAGACACUAAGUGGAAAGAGAAGUAGAGGGUUUUAUGAUCAAAAUCACAGCCUCAACCUCAUUGGACAUGCAUGGCGAUUAUGGAAAGAGGGAAGGUCCUUAGAAAUGAUUGAUAAAUGCUUAAGUGAUUCAUGCACUCUCUCGGAAGUCUUGCGUUGCGUACAUGUUAGUCUUUUAUGUGUGCAACAGCUUCCUGAAGACAGGCCAACCAUGUCUACUGUGGUUCUGAUGUUAGGUGGUGAGAGCGCCUUGCCUCAACCCAAAAAGCCAGCUUUCUUUUUAGGAAAACAUCCAUCCUCUGAAGCAGGUUCUUCUUCAAGUAAGAACCAAACGUCUUCAACUUUCGGUGUGAGAAACGAAACAUCUUCAACUAAUGAAUCUUCGAUAACAGUGUUGUUGCCUCGAUAA